GCGGGCCGGUGGGCGGGGCGUGGCGCAGCCAUGCUGCUCUGGCUCUGGCUCUGGCUCUGCGUCUGCUGCUGGCCGGCCCGCGGAUUACGCAUCCAUGAGUAUUUGUACUUCCAAGUGCUGAGCCCUGGGGACAUCCGCUACAUCUUCACUGCCACCCCGGCCAAGGAUUUUGGUGGCGUGUUUAACACAAGGUACGACCAGAUCCACCUGGUGCCCGCGGAUCCUCCGGAGGCCUGUGGAGAGCUCAACAAUGGCGUCUUCAUCCAGGACCAGAUCGCCUUGGUGGAGAGGGGGGGCUGCUCGUUCCUGUCCAAGACACGAGUGAUCCAGGAGCACGGCGGGCGGGCCAUCAUCAUCGCCGACAACGCCUACGACAAUGACAGCUUCUACAUCGAGAUGAUCCAGGACAGCUCCCGGCGCACGGCCGACAUCCCCGCGCUCUUCCUGCUGGGCAGGGACGGGUACAUGAUCAGGCGCUCCCUGGAGCAGCACGGGCUCCCCUGGGCCGUCAUCUCCAUUCCUGUCAACGUCACCAGCAUUCCCACCUACGAGAUGAUGCAGCCCCCCUGGACCUUCUGGUAGCAGCAGAAGGCUGUGAUGGAUCAAGGACUUCCUGGUGCAUCCCAGGGUUUGCCCUAAGGACCAGGUCUGAGGAAAGGAUCCCAACAUGCUCCAGAGAUCCUGCUGGACUCGGCCACAGGGAGAUCUUUCUGCUGGCACCGGUGUGUGGCAAGGGCAAACACCAAUGCCAGGAGGAACCUUGAGCCUGGCACCGAGCUGGGACUGUGUGGGAGGGAGGUGAGGGCCCAGAGCACUUCCCUGGAAAUAUUUGACCUUGUGCUGCUGAUCUGGAGGGAUGCAGGACUGGCAGGGAUGGGGGGAGAGCGAUACAGGCUUGGUCUGUACCAGCAGGGCUCACCUGAUGUCUGUAUAUUUUUGUCUGAGCUAAUGAAGUCUGAGUAAGUUUUAGAGAAA
Melospiza melodia melodia is the source of this 975-nucleotide messenger RNA. RefSeq names its product protease associated domain containing 1 (gene PRADC1). The record is from RefSeq and is a predicted model, not a curated record. The coding region runs from base 31 to 582 and encodes 183 amino acids. The transcript has 5 exons. NCBI's taxonomy places the organism in Eukaryota, Metazoa, Chordata, Aves, Passeriformes, Passerellidae.